GGGCUCUACGCCAGUGAUGUUGUCGGGCCAGUAGAAACUCGGGCUAAGUAAGGGCAUACCAGUUACACAUAUCACAUAUAUAAAUACACAUUUCGCCCCAUUAGCGUCACUGUCCAUAAAAUCGAUAUCCUACGAGGCUUAGCCACUAGCGGCGCUCCGCUCAGUCUGAGCCGGACUGUUCUUGUUUCAAGCCGGAUGUAAACAGCGAGCUAGACUAGGCCUCGAACGUCGCUGAAGUGAAAGUAGAGAUCCAUGCCUCCAUCAGAUCGAGAGCACACAGAGGGUCGUAGUUUGGGAUGCUGACUGGCUUUUCUGUGUGAUAUAGGAAGGUUGUGUCCUGUGCUACUCAUACUGAUUGACUUUUGUGGAAGGAGUCAUGGCGCAACGCUACAAUCUGAGGCACAGAGAAAAGUUCAAGGAGAGAGACACCGAGGUAAAAAAUGUUCUCAAACAGUCAGUCGACCAGUCAGCAGAGCAGUCAGUCGAGCAGUCAGCGGAGUGGACAGUCAAACAGUCAGAAGGACAAGGAAAGUUUUCCACAGUUUUUGGGUUUGGCCUACAUGAACUCACAUCAUAUUCCUCAAUAGUGAAGCUCCUCUGUAGGCCAACAGAUUCAGCAAGUUUAGGAAUUACACGAUUUAUGUUUGGUCUUCUGAUGGUGAUUGACAUUCCGCAGGAGAGGGGCAUGGCUGUGGCGGAUACUCGGUGGGGAGACAACUCUGUCUGUCAUUUCCCUUUAUUUGACUGGCUGCGACCCCUCCCCCUUGAAUGGAUGUAUGUAGUAUACUUCAUCAUGUUGUUGGGUGCUGUGGGGAUCAUGCUAGGACUACUGUACAGAAUCAGCUGUUUAAUGUUCCUGCUGACAUACUGGUAUAUAUUUCUGUUGGACAAGACAAGCUGGAACAACCAUUCCUACCUUUACGGCCUCAUGGCCGUCAUACUGCUGCUUUGUGAUGCCAACAGAUACAGGUCACUGGAUGGACUGUUAAGGCCUGAGUUAAGGAACUGCCAUGUUCCUCUGUGGAACUACACCUUACUCAGGUGUCAGAUAUUCCUGGUAUAUUUUAUUGCUGGGCUAAAGAAGUUAGACAUGGACUGGGUGACAGGGUACUCCAUGCAGAACCUCUCCAGUCGAUGGGUGUUUGAUCCUUUCAGAUUGCUGCUGUCAGAUGAUCAAAUUGAUUUGUAUGUGGUUCACAUUGGCGGACUGCUGCUUGAUAUGUUCCUCGGUUUCUUCCUGUUCCUCGACAAGACAAGACCAGCAGCUCUUUUUUUUGGCUCUUCUUUCCAUUUCAUGAACUCCCAGAUGUUUAAUAUAGGUAUGUUUUCCUACAUGAUGUUGGCCACCUUGCCUUUAUUUUGCUCUCCUGACUGGCCAAGGAAAGUUCUUCAAAGGAUUCCCUUGCCAUGUGGUCUCAACACACCACAGCAACUACAGUCUAACGUGCACUGUGUGUACCCUAGAAAAUCACCAAAAUCUCACAAAGAGCAGGGUUCAAGGAUCCACCAUCAACUGUUCUCCGGUGUCACCGUCAUCUACCUUAUAACACAGAUGUUUCUACCGUACUCCCACUGUAUAACCAAGGGUUACAACUCGUGGACUAAUGGCCUGUAUGGGUAUUCCUGGGACAUGAUGGUACACUCAUGGUCCACUCAACAUGUACGCAUUACCUACCGUGACCUGGACACUGGAGAGCAAGGCUACCUGGAUCCGCAUGCGUGGGCUCCAAGCCAGAGUAACCGCUGGUCAAGUCAUGCUGAUAUGGUCAAACAAUACACAACAUGUAUAGCUGAUCGAUUGACAGAGUACAACAUCACCAAUGUAGAAUUGUAUAUGGAUGUGUGGAGGUCCCUCAAUGACCGCUUCCAACAAAGGCUCUAUGAUCCCAAUGUAAACCUACUUACCACUCAGUGGGGAGCGUUCUCCGAAGUAUCCUUCAGCUUUCCCUUACUGAGUGACCUGUCGGACUGGAGACGGAAGCUGUCCGAGAUACAGGCAGAACUUUACAGUUUAUCAAACUACACAGAUGUCGUAUUUGUGGCAGACUUUCCAGGACUGACACUGGAAAACUAUAUACAGCCUGAUCUAGGAAAUACCAGCAUCACGGUACUCAAAGGCAGGAUCAUUGUGGAACUUGUGGACAGGAAACAAAACUUCUCUCUCACAGAGGGACAGAAGAUGCAGCUACCUCCAGAUGCCUUCCAUAAUGUGCAUACAGUGUCAUCGGAGCCGUCCUGCUACAUGUACAUUUACAUUAACACCACCAAGGAAAUCUUCAUGCACAACUUAGAGGAGUACAGGCAGGCUGUCAAUGCCUCAGCCAAUGGCACAGAUUUAACAGGGGAGUUGAUGAAAAGGUUUGCAAAUGAUCCCAACGUCCCACAGUACAAAGACCAACUGCUAAAAGAAGGGAUGAAAAAGGAGGAAAAGACACGCUCAUUCUGGCAUAUAACAACUCACUUUUUAUAUCGCAAAUAUCUAAAGUUAACCCGAAGUUUUUCCUUCCUCCAUGCAGCCUUCAGAAGCAUUAUCUUCGGUGAUUCUUUUGAUGAUUUUCGCCUUUCUUUAUACCAGGAAGAAGCUAAUCAGGACUUCACCACUUACUGAUACUCCAGUGUAGUCUGUAGAUAUACCACACUGACACUCCAGUGUAGUCUGUAGAUAUACCACACUAACACUCCGGUGUAGUCUGUAGAUAUACCAUACUAACACUCCAGUGUAGUCUGUAGAUAUACCACACUAACACUCCGGUGUAGUUUGUAGAUAUACCACACUGACACUCCAGUGUAGUCUGUAGAUAUACCACACUGACACUCCGGUGUAGUCUGUAGAUAUACCACACUAACACUCCGGUGUAGUCUGUAGAUAUACCACACUGACACUCCAGUGUAGUCUGUAGAUAUACCACACUGACACUCCAGUGUAGUCUGUAGAUAUACCACACUGACACUCCAGUGUAGUCUGUAGAUAUACCACACUGACACUCCAGUGUAGUCUGUAGAUAUACCACACUGACACUCCAGUGUAGUCUGUAGAUAUACCACACUGACACUCCGGUGUAGUCUGUAGAUAUACCACACUGACACUCCGGUGUAGUCUGUAGAUAUACCACACUGACACUCCGGUGUAGUCUGUAGAUAUACCACACUGACACUCCAGUGUAGUCUGUAGAUAGACCACACUGACACUCCAGUGUAGUCUGCAGAUAUACCACACUGACACUCCAGUGUAGUCUGCAGAUAUACCACACUGACACUCCAGUGUAGUCUGUAGAUAUACCCCACUGACACUCCAGUGUAGUCUGUAGAUAUACCCCACUGACACUCCAGUGUAGUCUGUAGAUAUACCACACUGACACUCCAUUGUAGUCUGUAGAUAUACCACACUGACACUCCAGUGUAGUCUGUAGAUAUACCACACUGACACUCCGGUGUAGUCUGUAGAUAUACCACACUGACACUCCGGUGUAGUCUGUAGAUAUACCACACUGACACUCCAGUGUAGUCUGUAGAUAUACCACACUGACACUCCAGUGUAGUCUGUAGACUUACCACACUGACACUCC
Messenger RNA from Pecten maximus, 3566 nucleotides. RefSeq names its product vitamin K-dependent gamma-carboxylase-like. NCBI's taxonomy places the organism in Eukaryota, Metazoa, Mollusca, Bivalvia, Pectinida, Pectinidae. The record is from RefSeq and is a predicted model, not a curated record. The transcript is spliced from 16 exons. Gene Ontology annotation, molecular function: vitamin binding; gamma-glutamyl carboxylase activity. Bases 377 to 2608 code for a protein of 743 amino acids. Gene Ontology annotation, biological process: peptidyl-glutamic acid carboxylation.